This is a messenger RNA of Monoraphidium neglectum, 798 nucleotides long. RefSeq lists its product as hypothetical. The transcript has 3 exons. The coding region runs from base 1 to 798 and encodes 265 amino acids. NCBI's taxonomy places the organism in Eukaryota, Viridiplantae, Chlorophyta, Chlorophyceae, Sphaeropleales, Selenastraceae. The record is from RefSeq and is a predicted model, not a curated record.
AUGGCCACCGCUCUUGAGGCCGAGCUGCUGCGCCGAGCAGGAGGCCGGCGGGAAACAGCUCGAGAGCUGUUCGAGCGCCAGAUUGGGCAGCUGCACCACCUGGUGUCGACGAAAUCAGUGCCUGGCAUAUUUAGCCCUCCGUUCGAGGGCGCAGCGGGGCUGUUGCCCGUGAUUGAGGGCCAGACUGUCGAGGAGCAUCUGCAGCGCGCGUGCCGCGCGCAGGUGGCCCCGGAGGUGCAGCGGCGCAUGCAUGCGGCAGCAGCGCCCGGCGCAAAGCACACGCGCGCCGCGCAGGGUCUCGCGAAGCGCGCCACGGGUGCGGGUGGCGGGCGGCCGCCGGUGACGGACGCGGGCAGCGGCGGCGAGGCAGUAGGCGCCACCGCAGGGGCAGCGGCGUCGGGACAGGCCCUGUGCCGCCGUGCACAGCCUGUCGAGCCCAGGCUUGCCAGCGGCCCGGGCAGCACUGUGCCCAUUGUUCCCCCCGCGUCAACGCUGCGGCAAAUGUCGCCGUAUGAUGCCGUGAAGGAGAGCGCAGCACUCGAGCGUCGCAUCGACCGGGCGCAGGUGGCGGUGCUGCACCGCCAGCCCUUCCUGGGCCCCUCAGCAACCAUAAAUGUACCGUUCGUCGAGUCCCCGUCGGUGCGCAUCGCCGACGCGUUCACAGACCCUGUCAUCGGCUCAAUCCCUGGCGCACGCUCCGCCGCGCGGCCGCCGCGAUGCGGCGCCACGGGCAGGCUGUUCGAUGCGUCAGGGAAGCUGCGGGGAUUCUUCGACCCCAGCCUGCGGCAGGGGUACUGA